GGUAAGGUGGAUUUAUCCGGGCAUGUGCUUCUCACUCUUUCGAUACCACCGGAGCUUGUAGUUCAAGAGGUUUGAAACUUGUUCAAUUGAUCGAGUCGAAAGAAGAGGACUGCAUGAUCUGGAAUGCUUGAAUGUGUUUCUUAUUUAAGAAAAAAAUGGCGUCAGGAGUGUACUGUGUUUCGUUCGCUUUUGGUGUUUUUUUCUUCGUGACAUCGCCGUCAUACGGGGCAGGGAGUCUGAAUACUGAAGGAAAACUCUUGCGUGAACUGACCGACCCGUCGGUGUAUGAAAGAGCUGUUAGGCCAGUUCACAACGUGUCUGAUGCGGUGGUUGUGUCCGUCAGACUUUCACUCGAGAACUUCCAACUGGACAGCAGCACAGAGACACUAGAAUUUUUCGCUUAUGUAUGGUUGGGAUGGACGGAUGAGUUAUUGCGAUGGAAUGAGUCCAAGUAUGACGGGUUGAUAUCAAUGUUAGUUCCUGUGGAUAAGAUCUGGUUGCCAGAUAUGAGCAUCUUCAACAGAAUUGACCCUGAACAACUGUUUGAAACUCAACCAUCAGCCAAAGCAAUCUUGUCAUCAAACGGAAAAAUAGACUGGAUACCUGGUGGUGUAUUCUCUGUCAAGUGUAGGAUGAAAAUGACCAAGUUCCCAUUCGAUGAACAGGAAUGUAAGAUCAUAAUUGGUAGUUACGCUCAUGAUUCCAAGAAACUCCGAGUGGUGAGAGGAGUUAAAAACAUUAAAAAAAUUGUAAUUAAUAACGGAGCAUGGUCAUAUAGGGAACAUGACGCUGUCGAACUAUAUGAUUACGGUGAGAGUUUGUUACUUUGGGAGCUGUAUACAGUUACUCUAAACUUCAAGCGUAAACCUGCGUUCUAUAUAUUGAAUAUCCUGAUCCCAUGUGUGGCCAUAUCCUUUCUGGUCCUACUAGUGUUCUGCCUACCUUGUCAGUCUGGGGAGAAGAUUUCACUCUGUACUACAACACUGGUGGCACUAACCGUCUUCCAGAUGACAACAUCGGACAUCAUACCAAAGACUACGAACGAAACGCCAAUCAUAGUAAUCUAUCUCACCGCCCUGACAGCUAUGUCUGCUGUCUCGACUAUACUGACUGUGUUUGUACUGAAGGUGUUCUAUACACCAGUCGACCGAGAUAUGUCACCCAUGUUGGUGACUAUCGUCCGUGGCCUUGCAAAGAUCACUUGUAACACGGACAUCACCCAGCAAAAAUCGCUUCCUUCUGGCUCAGGUUCGUCUGGAUCACAACUGCAUAAUUCGCGGACGGAAGAAAGCCAGAACGAUUUGACUAAUGGGAAAAAACCUCUGCAUGAUUUUGCCACCGAUCAUGACGGGUUAUUGCGUGAAAAAACGCGUCUCACUUGGCCGAUCGUUGCACGGAUUAUUGACACGUUCCUCAUGUUAGUGUUUGUAAUUUCGAUGUUCACCAUAACUUCCACCAGUCUCGCUCUCAUAUGUUCUUAGCGGCAUAUAGUCACAUGACCGUGCAGACGUGCGAAGACACGUAU
Molecule: messenger RNA, 1525 nt
Organism: Lineus longissimus
Lineage: Eukaryota; Metazoa; Nemertea; Pilidiophora; Heteronemertea; Lineidae
Product: neuronal acetylcholine receptor subunit beta-3-like
Exons: 6
Coding region: 132-1481 (449 amino acids)
Biological process (GO): signal transduction; monoatomic ion transmembrane transport; nervous system process
Cellular component (GO): synapse; plasma membrane; neuron projection
Molecular function (GO): transmembrane signaling receptor activity; transmitter-gated monoatomic ion channel activity involved in regulation of postsynaptic membrane potential; excitatory extracellular ligand-gated monoatomic ion channel activity
Source: RefSeq, a predicted model, not a curated record